Molecule: messenger RNA, 2583 nt
Organism: Manis pentadactyla (Chinese pangolin)
Lineage: Eukaryota; Metazoa; Chordata; Mammalia; Pholidota; Manidae
Gene: LSM14B
Product: LSM family member 14B
Exons: 10
Coding region: 116-1384 (422 amino acids)
Molecular function (GO): mRNA binding
Source: RefSeq, a predicted model, not a curated record
UGCUCGCCGUGCAGGCCCCUGGGGCGGUGGCGAGGCGACACUGAGCGCAGGAGCGGGCGGGGCGGCGGGGCGUCGCGCGGCGGCGAGGGGCAGCCCCGGCCGGGCGGCCGCCGCCAUGAGCGGCUCUUCGGGCACCCCGUACCUGGGCAGCAAGAUCAGCCUCAUCUCCAAGGCGCAGAUCCGCUACGAGGGCAUCCUCUACACCAUCGACACCGACAACUCCACCGUCGCGCUCGCCAAAGUGAGAUCCUUUGGCACUGAAGACCGUCCCACAGAUAGGCCCGCCCCUCCCAGAGAGGAAAUUUAUGAGUACAUCAUUUUCCGGGGAAGUGAUAUCAAAGACAUUACUGUGUGUGAACCUCCGAAAGCUCAGCAUACACUCCCUCAGGACCCUGCCAUCGUUCAGUCUUCCCUGGGCUCGGCCGCCUCCUUCCAGCCACACGUGCCUUACAGCCCCUUCAGAGGGAUGCCGCCCUACAGCCAGCUGGCUGCCAGCUCCCUGCUUACCCAGCAGUACGCCGCCUCCUUGGGCCUAGAGAAGUUGGUAAGCCCGCCAGCCUCAGCCGCCGCUUCCAGCCCUAGCUCUUCUCCAUCUCCACAGCCUGUUUCAGAGCUUGACAUGUCCUCAGAGCCACAUCAGCUCACUUCCAAGGGAGCUGCUUUUCCAUCCGUCCCAGCCGGCAAGAGCCCGAUGGUAGAGCAGGCUGUCCAGACUGGUUCUGUUGAUAACCUGAAUGCCAAAAAGCUGUUACCUGGAAAGGGCCCUGUGGGGCUGCAGCUCAACGGGCGUCCGGCCCAGCCAACCUGCAGGACCACCAACGAUGUAGCUCAGCCGACAGAUGUGCAAACUCAAGGGCAGGUGAAUGACGAGAACAGAAGACCUCAGAGGAGAAGAUCAGGGAACAGACGAACAAGGAAUCGCUCCAGAGGACAAAACCGUCCAGCUAAUGUUAAGGAAAACACAAUCAAGUUUGAAGGCGACUUUGAUUUUGAGAGUGCAAAUGCCCAGUUCAACCGAGAGGAGCUGGACAAAGAAUUUAAGAAGAAACUCAACUUUAAAGAUGACAGAGCCGAGAAGGGGGAGGAGAAGGACCCGGCAGUGGUGACCCCCAGUGAUGAGGCCCCUGCUGAGGAUGACCACCUGGGGCCCAACUGCUACUACGACAAAUCCAAGUCCUUCUUUGACAACAUCUCCUCUGAGCUCAAGACCAGUUCCAGGCGGACUACGUGGGCUGAAGAGCGGAAGCUCAACACAGAGACCUUCGGGGUGUCAGGAAGGUUUCUUCGGGGCCGUAGUUUCCGGGGUGGAUUUCGAGGGGGCAGGGGCAACGGUACAACCCGUCGCAACCCGACUUCCCACAGAGCUGGGACCGGAAGGGUGUGAGGAUGCAGCCGGAGCCCCUGCUAGAGCGGCAUAGAAAUGGACUUGCGUCUGAGGGUGUCAGAGGGCCCUGCACUUCCUCAGGGAGACGCCAGCCGCUGUCGACUGCAUUUGCGAAUCCAUGCUACUGCUUAGGCUUUGGACUUAACUGAGCUUGGACGUGGUCUGACUUAGAGCCACUUGUUUUGGGGAAAUAUUCAUGGGUAACCUAUUGGAGAUGUCUGGGCCUAUCUUUCCUUUGCUGCACACAGCCUAAUUCUAAGGUCUUGGUAUUUUGCAAAGAAGUUUCUAGAAGGAAAGCUUGUUCCUCACUUGGUGACUUUUUUUUGACAGCUUUGACUUUUAAAGUGGAACCGGACCUCAUUUGGCAAAUGCUGCAGUCAAGCGCAUCUCUAACCCAGCUGGCCCGGGUGCUGCUGGCCUGGUACCCCUGCUGCCAGAUUGGGGGGUCUCAGGAGCCAGGCAGGGCCAACAUGGGGGCCUGUAGGACCGGGCCUAGGGCAGGUCAAGUGGGGUGCUCCACAGAUCAUGUAUAGGCAAACCAGACAACCCUGAUGUCCAGAGUGGUGAUGUCAAGGUUGGGGGUGGGCGGGGGUGCUCCUGGAGAUACAGGAAUGGGCCCUGAAAGUGAGCUAGGGGCUGUCACUAAGAGCCUGGUUUCCAUAGGGAUUGGGAUUGGGAUUGGGAGGGAGCUGAAGCCCAGGACAAGCCCCGUGGCGUUCUCCUGUCCUCCCUGCCUUGUCCCUGCCAGCCCAACUGGCGACAAGUCAGUGUUGGACUCUGGCUGAACACUGUUCAGUGUCUCAUCCACUUGGAAAUGAGCCAGUCUUUUUUCUGCAAGGUCGGUUGACCGAGAGCAUAUUUCCUCUCAACUGUAAAUAGUUCUGUGUUUUUUGUUUUACAGGUGGGUAGAGGGUGGGUGGGGAAUAUAAAUUUGUUGCAUGAGUAAGUGGGUCAGACCUUUAGUAUAAGCAUGCGUCCCUCUGGUUGACAGGGCAUUGUGUUAAACCUAAGCACCUUGGUAACUAAGCCCCUCUAAGUAGCUACAAAAAUUUUAGUUCUGUGUUGAUUACCUUUCUGUAAAAGCUUGGGUUUAUUUUUGUAGGUCUUAAUGACCCAGAAUUAGAGCAUAGCAGUGGGGCUGCUCUGUUGGAAUAAUGUAAAUUGUAAUUAUAAAUAAACAUUCAAACCUUUAAAACUUC